Pygocentrus nattereri (red-bellied piranha) is the source of this 690-nucleotide messenger RNA. RefSeq names its product ladderlectin-like. NCBI's taxonomy places the organism in Eukaryota, Metazoa, Chordata, Actinopteri, Characiformes, Serrasalmidae. Gene Ontology annotation, molecular function: signaling receptor activity. The transcript is spliced from 9 exons. The record is from RefSeq and is a predicted model, not a curated record. The coding region runs from base 44 to 625 and encodes 193 amino acids.
GCCAGAGAGAUACAACCUGACCAGUAGUCCUGCAGUCAUCACCAUGAAGAUCUGGAUUGUAUCUGUGCUGCUGUGUGCUGCCUUUGUUCUGCAGACCACAGUAGAAAGUCUAAAGGCUGAUAAUGAAGAGGAAGAUCACUCUCUGGGAGGGGAAGCUGGUGAACUGAGUGUGGAGGAGCUGGUUGCUGCAGCUGAUGAUGAGAGCGAAGAGAGUGGACCAGUGAACUUUAUUGCAGAUCGGGCAGUGUUCUGUCCACCUGGCUGGUUUAGACAUGGAGCACGCUGUUUUCUGUUUGUGAGGACAACAAUGACAUGGCUUAGUGCUGAGAGCCACUGUGUGAAUAACCAGGCUAGUCUGGCUUCUGUGAGGAAUCCUGAUGAACAUAACUUCCUCCAGAGUUUGCUUACAAUCUCUGGUAUAUCAUCCGCUUGGAUUGGUGCUUACAACUUUCAGAACACAUGGCUGUGGAUUGACAGGGCAGGAUUCUUCUACACUAACUGGCAGUCACUGAGCAGCGUGUCCAGCUACCCCUGUGCCUUCAUGAGAUCCACCGCUGGCUGGGCAAACACAAAUUGUGCAAGUGGCUGUGCGUUUUUCUGUUCUAUGACCCCUGCGACCUGCUGAAGAUCAGAUAUGUACAUUUCCAUCAAAAUGAAGGAAUAUCAUUUGACCCAUAACUGUAAAUAGAU